UCCGGGACGUCGCCUUAUUCAGGCGUUUGCCGAGAACAGUCCGCGCAGAGCGGGGUCAAAGGGGUGGCCGCUGAUCGCACUUCGACGCAAGCGCAGUGCGCACAGGUCCUGAGUGGCGCGUGCGUGGUGGUGUGCGAACAGCGGCGCCAUGGACGACGAGGAGGAGACCUAUCGGCUCUGGAAAAUCCGCAAGACCAUCAUGCAGUUAUGCCACGACCGGGGCUACCUGGUGACCCAGGAUGAGCUGGAUCAGACCUUGGAAGAGUUCAAAGCCCAAUUUGGGGACAAGCCAAGUGAAGGGCGUCCACGGCGCACUGACUUGACCGUGCUGGUGGCCCACAACGAUGAUCCCACAGACCAGAUGUUCGUCUUCUUCCCAGAGGAGCCCAAGGUGGGCAUCAAGACCAUCAAGGUGUACUGCCAGCGCAUGCAGGAGGAGAACAUCACCCGCGCGCUCAUUGUGGUGCAGCAGGGCAUGACGCCCUCCGCCAAGCAGUCUCUGGUGGACAUGGCGCCCAAGUACAUCCUGGAGCAGUUCCUGCAGCAGGAGCUGCUGAUCAACAUUACCGAGCACGAGCUGGUCCCUGAGCACGUGGUCAUGACCAAGGAGGAGGUGACAGAGCUGCUGGCCCGAUAUAAGCUCCGGGAGAACCAGCUGCCCCGCAUCCAGGCGGGCGACCCUGUGGCCCGCUACUUCGGGAUAAAGCGAGGACAGGUGGUGAAGAUCAUCCGGCCCAGCGAGACGGCGGGCAGGUACAUCACCUACCGGCUGGUGCAGUAGCCAGAGCGGUGGCGAGGCUUCAGUCUCCUUGGGGGUCAGCACUGCGCAUGGCCCUGUCCUGUUGGCAUCUGCCUGGCUUCUGUGGCUAGAGACAGAGGGACGUGGGCAUGUCUGGGUCUCUUCCGUGUGGAGACCCGCCCAGCCUAUUUGCUGCCGAUGCCCAGGGUACCUCGUCAAGGUGCGGGUUCCAGCUGCUGUGUCUGGCUGAAGCCUCGGAAAGGACAUGGUGCUGGCUUAGGCAGCCACCGGUGACAACAGAUGAGCACCCGGAGUGGAGCUCCUGGUCCCCUGGUGUGGGCUGCCCAGUGUGCCUGUGGCCUGUCCCCACUCGGACCGUCCCCAACAAGCACACUGCGACCCAGGCUCUGAGGUCCCAGCCCGAUCAAGUUCUCAGUUGCCAAGGGACAUGGAGCGUGUGGGAAACGAAGCUGCUCUUCGUGAAUAAACUCCCCAACACCA
This is a messenger RNA of Cavia porcellus (domestic guinea pig), 1240 nucleotides long. It is a transcript of the gene Polr2e, whose product is annotated as RNA polymerase II, I and III subunit E. Gene Ontology annotation, biological process: DNA-templated transcription. Gene Ontology annotation, cellular component: RNA polymerase II, core complex; RNA polymerase I complex; RNA polymerase III complex. The transcript is spliced from 7 exons. Lineage: Eukaryota; Metazoa; Chordata; Mammalia; Rodentia; Caviidae. The record is from RefSeq and is a predicted model, not a curated record. Gene Ontology annotation, molecular function: DNA binding. Bases 149 to 781 code for a protein of 210 amino acids.